GACUUGCAUGAAAGAGAUCAUGAAAGUUGGAGGGAAAAAUAACUAUCAAAUUCCACAUAUGAAAAAAGCUGCGCUCGAUAGAGAAUGUCGCCUUCCUCUUCAAAUAAGCUGUGAUGUUUCACUAGUCCAAAGUGUAAUGGAUACACUAGCUUCAUCUUCAUGAGUUAGUUAUUUAAAAUUGUUGAACUAUCGUUGGAGUCUUUUUGUUUGUUCAGAUUUCUUGUAGUUUUAUUAUUUAUUAAUGUUUUCAAAUGAAUAAUUUUUUGUUAUUAUUUUUACUAACAUAAAAUUGUUUUGUGAAUAAUAACAACGACAAGACCAAAAAGUAGAGCAAAAUGAUUAACAAAAAAUGUAGAAUUGUGAAAUUAUAUUUCAUAUAUUUAUUGUUACGAAAUUACUGGAACAAUAGAAUAAAAUCUAGAUUUAAAAAGAAUGUGGGAGAUAAAUCUUCAACAUUUCCAGUAUGACUUCUUCAGUUGCUAUGUCUGGGUGAAGCUCCCCUUCAUCAUAGAAGAACAACUUAUUCAAAUCGAAGUCACGUUUGACACGGUAGAAAAUCUUGUAAACCGGCAGAUCAUCUUUAUCUUUAGUCUCCUCUUUCUCUUUAGUAUCUUUUUUCUCGUUGAUCUCUUCAGUUUUCAUUUUUUUUAGUAUAAACUUAGUGGAGAGAAUAAAACUACCAGAUGGAUUAUAUAGUGGAGAGAUGAAGUUUUAUGAUUAAUUUGUGUAUUUACUCAGUUGACUGGAAUUGUGUACUUCUUGUAAAAGGUGUCGAUUACGAGUUAAUUUCAAUGAAACUUGAACUUGUUGACUGAAAAAUUAUGUGAAAUGCGUAAGGGUAAAAAAAGUCUUUUUAUUGAUAUAUUAUGCAUUGAUUUCAGUAAACGUCAAAUAUUUUGGUACAACAAAAAAGUCUAAAACGUCAUGUAUAAACGAAUGGAGGGAGUAUGUUUCAUUUAAUAUUAUAUUUAUAAUUUACCUGCAUGCAAACAAAUAUAAAAUUUAAUUUUAAUGGCCAUCGCAUAUAAAUUUAUAUUGACAUACUAAAAUUUCUAGCUAUAAUCCGUACUUUUUUACAUAUAUUUUUCUUACUAUGCUUUUAACUUUUAUUAUGUCUACAUAUUAAAAGUUAUAAUACUUUAAUAAUCUCUUCGCUCCGCGCAGGGUGCGGAUUAUCACCUGGUUAUUAUUAAGAGAAAACUGCACAUGAAAUCUAAAGCUAAACAUGUUAUUUUAUGCACAAAAUGUAGCGAGCACCGGAACUUAGGUGCACCCGUGUGCAGAGGAUCAAAGCUCUGCAAAUCUCUGGAGCCAUUUCAUUUCCGCUGUAGCAGACAAGUCGUCGUGGAGGCAAAAACCCUUUUACUUCUCCCCGGCGAUCAAAAAUCUUGACGAAGAAGAAGAAGAUGGCGACAUCUUUGUCUAAACUCCUAACCAGAUCGAAAGCUCACAGCCACAGGUUCUCUGCCACAACCACUAUCUCUACCUCCCAUUCCAUCCAGAGACAGUUCUCCGCCGUCGCCGACUCUUCUUUCUCUACCUCCGCCGCGCUUGGAAGCCAAACGAGUCCCCCAGCUCCAACGCAAGUUUCAGACAACAAACGAGGGUCGAAGUGGACACAACUGCUGUUGUUCUUGCCUGGAGCGAUUACCUUCGGUCUCGGUUCAUGGCAAAUCGUCAGAAGGGAGGAAAAGAUCAAAACACUGGAGUACCAACAACAACGGUUGAAAAUGGAACCAAUGAAGCUAAACGCGGACCAUCCUCCUGAUAAGAAUCUGGAUGCCUUGGAGUUUAGACGGGUUAGUUGCAAGGGCGUGUUUGACGAGCAAAAGUCUAUCUAUUUGGGCCCACGGUCUAGGUCCAUAUCAGGAGUGACUGAAAAUGGAUACUAUGUCAUCACACCUCUAUUGCCAAUCCCUGGUGACCUGGAUAGCAUGCAGUCGCCUAUUCUUGUGAAUCGUGGAUGGGUUCCUCGAAGUUGGAGAGACAAGGCACAAGAAUCUACCGAGUCAGACUCCGUUACAAAUGAUUCAACCAUAGCUAAACCACUCCCCAGUGAGCAAAAUUCAUGGUGGAAAUUUUGGUCUAAGACGCCAGUGAUUCCCAAGGAGCAUGUGUCCGCGGUUAAGCCUGUAGAAGUUGUUGGUGUGAUCAGGGGAGGCGAGAACCCGAGCAUAUUCGUUCCAGCCAAUGAUCCAAGUACAGGGCAGUGGUUCUACGUAGACGUUCCUGCAAUGGCUCGUGCCAUAGGUCUUCCUGAAGACACAAUUUACGUAGAGGACGUUCAUGAGGAGAUAGAUCGGAGUAGACCGUAUCCUGUCCCGAAAGACAUCAAUACCUUGAUCCGUAGUAAAGUCAUGCCACAGGACCAUCUCAACUACUGUAUAACAUGGUACUCUCUCUCGGCGGCUGUGACUUUCAUGGCUUACAAGAGGCUCAAGCCAAAGGCUACCCGCAGAUAAGCUUUUCUUUGAUCAAAUCAGGCCUCAUUCUUUUUGUCACACCGAAAUAAAAAAGUUAUGAUAUUGUGAUAGGUUUUCGUAGUUUUUCUUCUUCUGUGAUGCGAAGAAAGGUCGAACUAGAAGCCAUCAGCAAAACUUUAUGUUAAAUCUUUGUAUUACUAAUUAAAAAAAAACACCAUUUGCUUGAAGUUAAAAUCGCGGUUUAUUAGUUUUAUUUGAUUAUAUAUACUUUAGUUUGUCUUGGAAGACUAAUGAACUCUUAUUGUGUACUAGAGAUUUUACCGCGCUACGUGCGGAUUAUGUGCUCUAAUUUUCUUUUUAAUUUGAAUAUUAGUAUAUGACUUA
This is a messenger RNA of Brassica rapa (field mustard), 2807 nucleotides long. Its product is annotated as surfeit locus protein 1. Gene Ontology annotation, cellular component: membrane. The record is from RefSeq and is a predicted model, not a curated record. NCBI's taxonomy places the organism in Eukaryota, Viridiplantae, Streptophyta, Magnoliopsida, Brassicales, Brassicaceae.